AUGGACCGAACAUCUCGUCAGUCAUCAUCUAUGGCUUCAUUCAACCCAGUAGCGGCCUACGCCUCGCCGGUGUCAGCAACAGCAUCCCAGGGGCCGGGAUUCCCGGCGACUGUUGGGCUUGGUAUAUCUGGGCUGGAAGCUUCCUAUGAUCCUAUGACGGGUUACUCCAGUCAGUUUCCUUUUUCCACAAACUGCGUCACUCCGAAUAACCUCACAUUGAACGAGUGUUUCUACAAUCUGCCGUUAGAGGCCGACGACUUUUGUGGAAGGUCGUGCUACGAGAUCUACAAUGGCAUUCCGGAUCCUUCGCAAUCCUCGCUCGGUUUCUACGACACUCAGCCAACGAGCAUAGCCCACGGCUACGAGCCUGGAAUGGAGAUUGGGGUCGGUUAUGACAUGUCUCCAAGACAAAUGACUGGGAUGCCAGGUCCCUGGCCGAAUACGCCACUUUCAGCACCCCCGUCACCGCUACAGUCCAUACCUACUGCAGUAGCUCAGACGAUAGAGAGCCAGUGGAAUUUUGGGAUCUAUCCGCAGUCAAAUACUCCUAUUCAUUCGCAGGCUUCAUCACAUCAUAUUGCGCUCCAUCCACCCAUUCCACUUGUAAGCCAGUGCGAUCCAAGUAGGUCCACAAGUGCCAUGCCAGCCGUUCCCUUCUCUCAAGUUGCCUCCACCAGUGACACUACAGCCGACGCUAUAUCCAAGACAACUAAGCGAGGGAGGAAACCAUCCGCAGAGAAGGGCGGCAAAUGCCCUGUGUGCGGCCUCUACUUUACCCGGCGCUCGAACUGCGUCGCACACCAGAAGAAGCACGACCCCACUUUCCAUCGGGCAAUACCUUGUCAUGAAUGUAGCAAGUCAUUUGGGCGGAACUCAGAUCUCCGGAGACAUAUUGAUACUGUUCACCGUGGGAUUCGCAAGCACGUCUGCAAAUGGUGCUCUCGCCGUUACACUCGGUGGGAAAAUAUGGCUAAACAUUUUGCUGAAUGUGAGGAGCGGCCGGAGAACGAGAGGACGCCACCACCCCCUCAUCGUUUGUCUCGAGAUCCCGAACGCUGUUCUAUCAGUCCUCCUAGGCUGCAGAACUAG
This is a messenger RNA of Penicillium brasilianum, 1089 nucleotides long. Lineage: Eukaryota; Fungi; Ascomycota; Eurotiomycetes; Eurotiales; Aspergillaceae. The record is from the annotation of a GenBank genome assembly.